CACAACAAGAAAGGCAAACAACAAAUGAAAACUGAAAACUUGUGUUUUUAAUUUUCUCUUAGUGACUCAAUAAAAUAACAAAUAGGAGUACACUGCACAAUUUAUUCAACAAUGGCAUCAAAAAGAAAGCAGAAUUUUGGCCUUGCCGACAGUGAAAUGUUUAAAAAGAAGCACACGCUGGACUCGGAUGAAGAGGACUCCGAUGACUACGAACGGGACAAUCUUAAUGAUAGUGACAUCGAAGGUGGGGAGGAUGGUGUAGGCAAAGUGGAGGACGAUGUCAAGAUAACUCCUUUCAAUAUGCGUGAAGAGCUGGAAGAGGGACAUUUCGAUAAGGAUGGUCACUAUCAUUGGAAUAAGGAAUCGGAAAUUAAGGAUAACUGGCUGGAUAACAUUGACUGGGUUAAGGUAGAGAAAAACAAGAAUUACUUUGACCCAAACAAUGAGGAACAAAAUUCGGCAGAUGCUGGUCUUCCCACAUUUAACCUCUUGGUGUCCUUAAGAAAAAUGGUUGAGUUCAUGAAACCGGGUGAAAGCGUUCAAAUGUCUUUGCAAAGAUUGGGUCGUAAGCGCCCUAAAUUAACAACGCUGGAAAAGCUGAGGCAGAAGAAAGCUGGUAUUGAAAACAACGAAACACAGCAAAUUUCGAAGCUAACGGAAGUGGCGAAUGAAAUACUCUCAAACACUGGAAACAUGGAUAUUUAUCAAGAAACAUAUGAGAAGAUUAUGCGCACACUGGAGGAUUUGCCAAGCACAAGCAAGCCAGCCGGCGAGUCCUUCGAUAUGUAUGCUGAUGAUUUUGCAGAAAAGGAGUCCAAACGCUUAAAAACAUCGGAAAAGGAGGAAGAACCUAAUACGAAUGAAAUAAAGUGGGAAUUUAAAUGGAAACAAACUGAUGAAGAAAUUCAGGGACCGUAUAGUACAGAGAAAAUGCUAAAUUGGUCAACAGGCGACUACUUCAAGGAUGGUGUUUACGUACGAAAAGUUGGUGAAAACUCUAAUUUUUAUUCGAGCAAUAGAAUAGAUUUUGAUUUAUACUUGUGAAUAAAGAAGACACCUCAGACCGUUUAAAAUCCAUAUAUAA
Messenger RNA from Drosophila innubila, 1084 nucleotides. It is a transcript of the gene holn1, whose product is annotated as CD2 antigen cytoplasmic tail-binding protein 2 homolog. Gene Ontology annotation, cellular component: U5 snRNP. The transcript is spliced from 3 exons. The coding region runs from base 112 to 1044 and encodes 310 amino acids. NCBI's taxonomy places the organism in Eukaryota, Metazoa, Arthropoda, Insecta, Diptera, Drosophilidae. The record is from RefSeq and is a predicted model, not a curated record. Gene Ontology annotation, molecular function: protein binding.